CGUUCAGGUCACUUGUGUGCUUAAGAUCAAUACGGUUUAACGGAACAAUGUGACAAAUUGAAAAAGUUUAAGGAUGAAUACAAUCAUAAUUAGGAUUAAGUGCGGCUCAAAGUAUUGUCCGGCAGAGUGUUAGAUGAGUGCCAGGAAAGCAAGUGGAAAACGUAGCAAAUGGAAACACCACCGAGUAUAGCGGAACAAUGCAAGAUGAUCAGUUUACACGUGAAACGAUCACGGCCAGUGAUAACAGCGAAUCAUCCCCCGAGGCAGAAGAAGAAAGUGAUAACCCUCUUAUCUUUGUACCUACGAAUCCGCUGGAGUGGACCGGUGAGCACAUCUGCUCCUGGGUUCAGUGGGUUUCGAAAAAGUUCAACGUAUUCCCCAGCCUGGAACCGGCUAGAUUUCCCUGCAACGGUGUCGAUCUGGCAAAGUUUACCAAAGCGGAUUUUUGGGUUUGCGCCGGCAGUAAAGCCGGCGGUGAUACGCUGUCGAAACACUUUGCUCAUUUGCUGCAAAGCGGAACCGGAAUCGAGGACAAGCUGCUAGGAAACAAUAUUGAUCCAGAACCCUACCAACUGUUGAAUGCAGCUUCCCAUCGUCUAGUGGCACAAGGUGGGCAGAUCCAACUGUGGCAGUUUCUACUCGAACUGCUCGCUGAUUCGUCCAACGAGCGCUUCAUUCAUUGGGAGGGGACCAAUGGGGAGUUUAAGCUCAUCGAUCCAGACGAGGUGGCUCGACGAUGGGGUGAACGGAAGGCGAAGCCAAACAUGAACUACGACAAACUGAGUCGAGCGUUAAGAUACUAUUACGACAAAAAUAUUAUGACCAAAGUUCACGGCAAACGAUACGCGUACAAAUUUGACUUCCACGGACUGAUGGCCGCAUGCCAGGCCCAAACACAACUCACCGAUCCGGGCUCCAGUUGUAUGAUCUCACCGAAUUACACUAAAUACUCAUCGCACGUGGAUCCAUACGGGACAAGUUUUUCCAACAAACCAACUGAAAGCAGCCCAAGAAGCUUCGGAACAGCGGCCAGUCCGGAAUCGAUCUCCACCGCAUCAUCAUCGUCGCCUACCUCACUAACCCCUGGUAGCGGUGGAAACACAACGAUGGUACCCUACUGGCCACCGUAUGCUGCAUAUUCGAUGCCGUCGGUACCUCAAACUACUACUGUCAAUCCUGUUCCUGUUACUUCCCCAUCAGCAACGACUGCUGCGAUACCUGACGAUGUUACGACAUCCUAUAAAUCCUUCGAUCAGUAGAACAGGUUGUUGCACUUGAGGUAUUAUUAAAUUAAGGUUCUUGAAGCUAGAUUAAACACACACAAAAAACGGGCCUCGAAGAUGCUAACGGUGUAAUAUGUUUCUUUGGCGUUUGUUGGUCUCUUACUUAGUACAUGUUUCG
This is a messenger RNA of Topomyia yanbarensis, 1401 nucleotides long. Its product is annotated as DNA-binding protein D-ETS-6-like. The record is from RefSeq and is a predicted model, not a curated record. NCBI's taxonomy places the organism in Eukaryota, Metazoa, Arthropoda, Insecta, Diptera, Culicidae. Gene Ontology annotation, cellular component: nucleus. Bases 198 to 1259 code for a protein of 353 amino acids. The transcript has 4 exons. Gene Ontology annotation, molecular function: DNA-binding transcription factor activity, RNA polymerase II-specific; sequence-specific DNA binding. Gene Ontology annotation, biological process: regulation of transcription by RNA polymerase II; cell differentiation.